ACAUUUUUCUAUUUUCAGAUUUUAAGAUUUCACAUUUAGAUAUUUUACAACUUUCAAGUAUAUCAUAGUUUACUAUUUUUGGUGAUUUUUUAAAGGUGUUACAUUUGACCAUUCUGAUGAGUUUCAAGUAUUUUACAUGUUACGAUUUUUGAGAAUUUCAAAGAUUUCAUAUUUUUUCUACAUAUUGUGAUUUUCAAGGGUUUUACAUUUUACAAUAUUUUAUGAUUUUCAAAGGACUUACGUUUAAUAUAUAUCCUUUUGUGAGCAUCGUUGAAGAUAUUUGAUGACAUUUUGCAAUCUUCAUAUAUGCCUUUAGGAGUAUUUUUGAAGACCAUUGUUUUACAUGUUAUAGAUUAUUUUACGAGGGCAUUUUGAAGAUAUCUUACAAUAAUUUUUAAGUUCUUUUGAUAUAGAGUUGUGUUUUACAGUUUGAUUUUAACGUGUGUGUUUCGAAGUUAUACUACAUCCAGUUUAACUAUAUUUUACAGCUCUCAUACAUAUUUUUACAUCUGUUGUAUGAUUCUUUAUUGUUGUUGGAUGUUUUCACAGUUCUGUCCCAUUAGUUGACAGUUUUCAAUAGAAGGACAAUUAAUCGAUCGUCGUAGAAUAUUGUGAGGCCAAAAAAAGAUUACGUAAAAAUUUAUUGGCGUACUUGCGGUAGCGGCGGUUUAAUAAAUAAAAUAAUAAAUACAUAAAAAACAUUGGAGAGCAAAAAUGAAGAAGAUAGGAAUAUUACUGGUAACCACCUUUAUUGGGAUAACCAGCGGAAUGUUGUCCAUAGAAAUAGAUCCGGAAACUAAACAAACAGUCUAUUUCGAUUUAUGUAAAGUAAUCGAGUGUGGAAACGAUGAGGCAGCAUGGCGAAGACAUGAUGUGUACGGUUGUCUGUGGCCCUCAAACGAAAAGCCAAGUGCGCCUUUCUGUCACUCGUGGAAAUUUGACGUACAUUGGUAUACUCAACCAGGUUGGGUGCCGCAAUCUCCGUUUUUUAGUAAAGCAACUAAAUCAAUUGAACGGUACAAAUUUAUAAGGAGCAUGACAUUUAGAAGAGGUGUAGGAGUAAACGGGGCAGGAAUAAAUCCGAUAGUAAUUGGGAUACCCCCGUCGAAAAAAUGGUUACCGAUGUGGAUAACAAUAGGAGUAGACCUCACAGGGAAAGACCCAAAAGGGGUACUGGAGAUAAAAGCAAAGAAAGUAAGAGUGGGGGAGAGCCUGGCUGAAAAAGUAGAGAAGCUCAAGGAUGAUAAAGAGGCGGUGGUAGCAUUCAUAGCCACAGAUGAGUUAAUAAAUGAGGAAGAGCAAUGGGCGAUGGAGACAGGUUAUCAGGAAGAGAAUAAGUGGUUGGAUUGGGCGAGGUAUACGGCCAGACAGGUAGGUGCGACAGAGUGCUUUGUUUGUGCUGGAGCAAGACCUAGGUUAGCGACCGUACCAAUACAAGAUAGAAACUGGACAUGCAUGGUAAGUUUAUUUAAUAAAGAGAUAGCAGGGUGUGAAGAAUAUGAGAGAGAAUUCCCGCCAACGGACAGGGCAAUACCACCUGGGGUACAGGUACAUAAGGGGAACUAUACUUGUUUUAGGAAUGAGGAAAACCUAGGGGUGAAUAGAGGAACGUUUGAGAAGGGAUGGUGCAAAGAUACAAUAUUAAUUACAGACACAAUCUGGGCAAGGGAAUUGGCUAAUCAAAAUAGAUACAGGGCAGACAUAUGGUGGUUAUGUGGAGACAGGAAGUUGCGGAGUAAGUUGAGAGGAUCCUGGAAGGGAGAAUGUACGUUGGUAAGAUUAAUAAUGCCGUUCACAAUUAUAAAAACCAUGGAACAGGAAAAUAAACACAGACAUAAGAGAGAUGCGCCUGGAGGAGCAUUCGACAAUAGAGUAUGGAUAGAUGGGGUAGGGGUACCAAGAGGCGUGCCGGACGAGUUUAAGGCCCGAGACCAAAUCGCGGCGGGUUUUGAGUCCAUCAUUUUCUGGUGGUCAACGUUGAACAAAAAUGUAGAUUGGAUUAAUUACUUAUACUAUAACCAACAAAGAUUCGUGAACUUUACAAUUGACGCGGUAGAAGGGAUAAAACACCAGUUGGGUAACACUUCAUUGAUGACGCUACAAAAUAGGAUCGCGCUCGACAUGCUCCUAGCGGAACGCGGAGGUGUUUGUUCCCUUAUAGGUUCCGGAUGCUGCACGUGGAUCCCUAAUAACACCGCGCCCGACGGCUCCAUCACUAGGGCGCUAAACGGGUUAAAAUCGCUGCAAAAAGAAUUGGCGGAAAACUCCGGAAUCGAUAACCCAUUCAAUAGCUGGAUGACAAAAUGGUUUGGGCAAUACAGUGCGCUGAUCACUUCAUUAUUAAUGUCCAUCGCAGUGGCCGCGGCGAUACUUGUAACCUGCGGGUGUUGUUGUAUUCCAUGUAUCAGAUCUUUGUGUAACAGGUGGAUCGUAAAGACGGUGGAGGGAAAGGAUUCUCCACCGUAUCAGAUGCCACUGCUGGGAGCAGUAGGGCUAAACGAGGAGGAACCAAAGGAGGAGGAGUCAGAGGUUGAUCUCCUGUAAAGGAGAUCAAAAGGGGGAAUGAAGGAAAAUUAAUACAUCCCCACAUCCGCAUAUCCUUGCAAUAUGAAUAUUAUCCUUGCUUUGAAUAAUCAUGAUUUUAUUGUUGCAUUAUUAAUGAUUGCAUUGCCUUUAAUCAUAAAGAUUUUAAGAAUAGCUUUAGAAUAUUAACCUUUAGAAUAUAGUAUUAAAGUUAGAAUAGUCUAGCAUGCUUAGAGAUAAGAUUCCAUUGCAUAUGACUCUAAAAGGUCAUGUCUGCAGAUUUUGGAGGCUUGCAGUCUUGUGUGGUAUGUAUGUAUGUGUGUUUUUUAACUUUUGCUUUGCAGAGACACCUGGGGAGAAAAACAGGAUGUCGGGGCGACAGGGUGAACUAAAGGUCAAUGUUGUUUAUAGCAGCAUGAACUUCUGAGACAGAAGUAAAACUUUCCAUCGAACGGGCCCCCACCCAACUACACAUAUAUAUUUUUGGGUCAGAGGGAGAGGCAGAUCAGAUCAACCGCUCCUCGGGGGACCUGUUUCUGCAUUGGUGUUGUGUAAGGACAGGGACAGUUUUGAUCCAGAGCUCUGUAAUACUUCAUUUGAGAUACUUAUUAAAAAUAUUUGAUUUGA
Misgurnus anguillicaudatus (oriental weatherfish) is the source of this 3150-nucleotide messenger RNA. NCBI's taxonomy places the organism in Eukaryota, Metazoa, Chordata, Actinopteri, Cypriniformes, Cobitidae. The record is from RefSeq and is a predicted model, not a curated record.